Molecule: messenger RNA, 3521 nt
Organism: Ctenocephalides felis (cat flea)
Lineage: Eukaryota; Metazoa; Arthropoda; Insecta; Siphonaptera; Pulicidae
Exons: 6
Coding region: 1-3276 (1091 amino acids)
Source: RefSeq, a predicted model, not a curated record
AUGGAUAUCAUACAAGAUGAAAAUAAGCACAGUUCAUCUGAAAAGACUGUGGAUUCCUUAGAAGAUUUAUGUGAAAAAGUUGUGGAAGAAACUUCUGCUGAUAAAGAAAUAAUGUCACAAACAAAGGAACCUGAAGAGAUUCCAGACACAGAAAAAAUGGAUAGUGCUAAAAGUUCUGAUGAAAUGAGCAAAUCAUUUUCAGAAGAACCUCAAAAAUCACAAGCUUUUACUAUAGAUUUUGGUGAUGGUAAACAAAUUGAUUCAACCAAACACAAAUUUCUUAUGGAUAAAUUAAAGAAAAGGCACCAACGAGGAGCAUCUUUAUCAAAACUUGAAGACACAAAACCAUCUAAAUCUACGAUGUCUAAAAGUAAAACCACACAAGGUGUAAGUAAAUUAGCAAAAACUAAUCAUAGCAAAGAAUCUGUGCAACCUGUGAAACAAAAUACUCGAGCUAGUGCAGGUAAAAAUAAAAUGCCAAUGUCAGUUAGUUUCCAUGAAUCAUCCAAUUUUGGGUUAGAUAGCAAAAGUCUCAGUCCGCGUACCAGUUUUCAUGAAAGCUAUUCAGAAGAAGUAAAUUUAUGCUCAUUACCAAAUAUAUCAACACACGAAGAAACAUUUGAACCUCCUCAUUCGACGAAAGAAUCAAAUAACGAUGUAAGCAAUGACUAUGAUUCAAAUAGUGAUGUUAGUGAAACUGGGACUUACACAAUUGAAAAUGAUACUUACACAGAAGAACAAAAGGCUAAGAUGAGUAUAGAUCAAAAACUAAAUUCUACCAAUACGGAAGUUAUUCGUAUUAGUAUCAAGUCAACAGGCUGUGAUAAUAAUAUAAAGCAUGAAGAAAGCCCUAUAUCAACAAAAAAUAUAAGUAAAACUAUUAUAAAUACCCAGGAUUUAACACCUGAUUGUUCUAACAAUGAAGAACUGGGUAAUUUUGUGUCCAACGGGCAUAAACAAUAUACUCCAAGUAAAGUAUCAUCAGACAAAAAUGUAUUAGAAGUAUCUUACUACUACGAGCCGCAAGAAGAAAGUAAAGCCAGGAGUAGAAAAUCUGUUUUAGAAAACAACAAAAAUAAAAAUGAGUUUGGUGUUCGAAAUGAAUUGGAUAUAUUACUGAAAAGAAAGAAAAGUUUGACUAAAUCUGAGAUAGAAUCCAGUGACUAUGUUGAACCUGAUAGCAAAUUAAACAACUCUCAAUUGUGUGAUCUGAACAAACCUUCUAAAGAUAAUAAUAAGUUUGAGAACAACUGGAUUUACGAAUGGGCCAAGUCGGCUUCAGAACACAACAGAAGAGAACGUGAUAAAGCAAAUAAUGAGUAUCGUUACAGGGACUCCAGUACAGAUAAUGCAAGUGAUUAUUAUGGAAAUAAACAGAAUUCUCAUAGAGCUAUGUCAUUGCCUUUAGGUAGAACGAAUAAUGAUAGGAUAAAUGAUUCUAUAGUGAAAAGGCCACCACGUCCUCCUUCUGCUAGUCCCACAAAAAUACCUUCUCCGAUCUCAACUUUAGCACGACCUAGAUCGAGAAAUAGUGUCAGUUUAUCUGGGAGCACUACUGAAUUAAAUUCUCCCAUUGCUGACACACAUGCAUACUUACGAAAUACCGAAGACGUGAUCAAUAUUUUAUCCUGCAGUCUUUCAAAUAGCACUGGACCUAAAGUAUCCAAUUAUGCAACUUACUCCGACAGUCGCAAUGGAUCACCCAUGCAUAGUUUAGAUUCUUCCACAUCACCAAAACACAUAUCUUAUGUCACCAUAUCAUCUGACGGUGAAACUAGGUUAUCGCAAAGCAAUGAUUAUAACACCAGACCUUUGAAGUCUGAAUCAAGCCCAACAUCACCAAAAAGAACAUUUGGACCUUCAAGGCAUAAAAGGCACUUCUCAUUUGAUAAUUCAUUGUCUAAAAUAGAGUUUGCUUCACCUUCACACAACAGACUGAUGAAUAAUUCGUUAACCCAAAAGAAUAAUUUAUCUAAAGCUGUUUAUGAGCAUUCCCACAAUCUAAAAAAGCACGAUUAUAUAGAAAAAAAUAACAAAGAUUUAGGAUAUGGUGAUCAACUACCACCCAAGCCUAUCAAAUGCUUUAUUAAUAAGAAUGAUACUAAUUCUAAACUGAAUAUUGAUCAAACAAUUUCGGUUUCCAAGGAUAACUUGUUGAAGAGCACAUUCAAGGACAAUAACUUGCAAAUCAACAAUAAAAAUUCUUUUAACGACGUCAGAAACAAAUUAGCAAAACACCAGAAUUCACCAAAUUCAAGCCCGAUCAGACGUUCUAGCUCAUUUUCUUCACAUGCAAAUGAUACUCCUUUGAGGAGCAGACAUAAUAACACUCCGUUCAUGGAUUCACCUAGGAGCACUAGGAAAUACACAAACUAUAACAAUUACCAUGACAACAACGAUAACUUCAGUGAUGGCAUCAAGUCCGAUUACGAAUACGAAAACGAUAAAACGACCCCAAAGCCUGAAAAAAUAAAAAAUACGCGUUGUAACCGCGCAUUCAGUUUACGACGAGCGAGACUAGAAUCCGAAAAAAGUGAUACAUCUGUAUCAGCAACCAAGCAACCUGCAUCCAAUUUUGUUCGUAACAAUGCUGAUUCUACCAGAAGAUCUGUCAGAAGUUCAUUUAGAGAAAAAAGCACUGGACCACGCGAUAUAAGUAUCAACAAGCGUCUUGCUAAUCCCAAACCAUCAGAAAACGUGAGUGAUGUAUCUUCUGCUGGACAGAAAAAAGUAACCGCGAGUGUGCAGCCAAGGUACAUGGAUAUUUCCAAGUAUAAAUCUCCAACUACUGCAUCAUUUUUGAAAAAAGAUGAGAGUAAAAGUUAUUUGGAAACUAAAAGUGUACCAGGAAGUGCUGCCAAAAAUAAAAAUCUGACCAGGAAUGAUGAUAUCAGAUUGAGUUUACGGUCUACAAGAAGCGCUGGCCCUGGGAAAGGUGUAAUUAAAAAGGACAUAGUUCCUGUACGAAAUCCCACAAAGGAGCAAGAGAUGGCAAAUUGGAAGCGCAGGGCCAAAUAUGAUCCUAUGAAAGCUGCUGCUGAAGGCAGAAAGAAGGCCGAAUUAGCUAAGAAAAUAGCUAGCUCCAACAUAAUGACCCAAUCAUUUAAUGAAAAUGAAAACUAUUCUCCAUUACAGAGCGGAGGAGCAGUUUUGAGGUCUCAAUCAUAUCAUGGGGCUGUUGGACUGGAAUGGCUAUCAGGGGGCAAUUCGAAGGCCUUUGGUUUCAAUCGAGGUGAAUCCAUAUCAGACACAAGUGACGAUGGAUUGAAUUACUAAUACACAAACUGCCGUCUGAUUAAUUUUAUGUAUGUGACAAUGUUUUAUAAAAGUGAGUCUGAUGCACUAAAUAUUUCUAACUCAUAAUUUCAUAUACAGCAGAAGAAAUUUUUAUUCGAAUCAAAUAAAACAAGCAAAAUAAGAAUAACACAUUCUUACUGCAAUGGUAUUUAAAUGUGAAAAGUCACAGUUUAAUAAUUUACGUAGUUUAUUCAAUAUUCUAUUAAAUAUUGAAUAAAUCGUCA